AAGCUGCUGAUUCGGGCCUAGAUCUUCAAUCAAAACAGCUCUUUGUUCAUAGGCUACUACUCUGCUAAGCCACCUGUCUGCUUCAGGAUGCCCAGGUUUAGCAUAUAAGUAGUGUUUCUUCCGCAGCAGGGGAAGGGUAACAUUAGAAAGUGAAAGGAGAGGCAAUGUAAAUAAGAAAAAAGAUGGAAUUAAAAGUUCCUUGGUUGGUUUUUCUUUUCUAAUAACAUUUUCUAUUCUCCUCAAUGGCAUGUGGAAUAUAGAAUUCCCAGCUGGAAAUAUUUAUAAUUCUUGGUACAUAAAGUAUAAGUUAUCUGGGUACUGCAGAACACCAGAGAGACAGAGAAGAAAUUUAUAAAACUUGCCUGAGCAUAUGUAUCCAUUUAUAAAAGUAAUAAAGAUGGGUUACUGCAGUUGGUUGAACAGCUUCAUCCAGACAGUAGUAAUGAAUGGAACAGCAUCAGACUGGAAAGAGAUGUGUCAGUUUCAUUCCUGCUGAGGCAGUCAGAACAGAUGAGUUUGUGGAUGCACUUAGAUGUUUGCAAUGAGCACUGUGGCUGGCAUGCCCCAGUGUUUUGGAUACCCAUGCAUAGAAAUCCAUAGUAAACGAAUUUAUCAGAAACGAACGUCAUGAGCAUAGUGGUCCCGUUGGGGGUUGAUACAGCAGAAACAUCUUAUUUGGAAAUGGCUGCAGGCUCAGAACCUGAAUCUGUAGAAGCUAGCCCUGUGGUAGUUGAGAAGUCAAACAGUUAUCCACACCAACUAUAUAAUAGCAGCUCUCAUCAUUCACACAGUUACAUUGGUUUGCCUUAUGCGGACCAUAAUUAUGGCGCUCGUCCUCCUCCAACACCCCCAGCCUCGCCGCCUCCUUCAGUUCUUAUAAGCAAGAAUGAAGUAGGUAUAUACACUGCUCCAAAUUUUGAUGAGACAUCCAGUGCUACUACUAUCAGCACAUCUGAGGAUGGAAGCUAUGGAACUGAUAUAACUCGGUGCAUUUGUGGAUUCACCCACGAUGAUGGCUAUAUGAUCUGUUGUGACAAAUGCAGUGUUUGGCAGCACAUUGAUUGCAUGGGGAUUGACAGGCAGCAUAUUCCUGAUACAUACCUUUGUGAGCGUUGUCAGCCUAGGAGCUUAGAUAAAGAAAGAGCAGUGUUGCUCCAGCGUAGAAAAAGAGAAAAUAUGUCAGAUGGGGAUACCAGUGCAACAGAAAGUGGUGAUGAAGUUCCUGUAGAAUUAUAUACUGCUUUUCAACAUACACCGACUACAAUUACGCUAACUGCUACACGAGUUACAAAGGUCACAGAUAAGAAAAGGAAAAAAAGUGGAGAGAAAGAGCAAAACAUCACAAAAUGUAAAAAAGCUUUUCGUGAAGGUUCUAGAAAAUCUUCAAGAGUUAAGGGCUCAGCUCCAGCGAUUGAUCCUUCUGAUAUUUCAAACUUUGGGUGGGAAACUAAAAUCAAGGCCUGGAUGGAUCGAUAUGAAGAAGCAAACAACAAUCAAUACAGUGAAGGUGUUCAGAGAGAGGCACAAAGAAUAGUUUUGAGGUUAGGAAAUGGAGAUGAAAAAAAAGAAGUCACCAGCAACUCAAUCUUCAAACCUCCAGUAGAGAGCUAUAUUCAAAAAAAUAAGAAAAUCCUAAAAGCUGCCAAAGACUUGCCUCCAGAUGCACUUAUUAUUGAAUAUCGUGGAAAAUUCAUGCUGAGGGAACAAUUUGAAGCAAAUGGAUAUUUCUUUAAGAGGCCAUAUCCCUUUGUUCUGUUCUAUUCUAAAUUUCAUGGGCUAGAAAUGUGUGUGGAUGCAAGAACCUUUGGGAAUGAAGCACGAUUUAUCAGACGUUCUUGUACACCUAAUGCUGAGGUUAGACAUGCCAUUGAAGAUGGAACGAUUCACCUCUAUAUAUACUCCACCCAAGACAUUCCAAAAGGAACAGAAAUAACAAUAGCAUUUGAUUUUGAUUAUGGAAAUUGCAAAUACAAAGUGGACUGCGCUUGUCUCAAAGAAAAUCCUGAAUGUCCAGUGUUGAAGCGUCCCUCUGAGCCUACUGAAAAUAUAAAUACAGGAUAUGAAACCAGAAGAAAAAAGGGGAAAAAGGAGAAGGAAACUCAAAACCAGAACAUCACAUUGGAUUGUGAAGGAGCAGCAAGCAAAACCAAGUUUCCAGAUAACCGACAGAGAAAACUUUCUCCCCUUCGGUUGUCCAUCUCAAAUAAUCAGGAGCCAGAUUUUAUUGAUGAUAUAGAAGAAAAAACUCCUAUUAGCAAUGAAGUAGAAAUGGAAUCAGAGGAGCAGAUUGCAGAAAGGAAAAGGAAGAUGACCAGAGAAGAACGGAAAAUGGAAGCCAUCCUUCAAGCUUUUGCCAGGUUAGAAAAAAGAGAAAAAAGAAGAGAACAAGCUUUGGAAAGAAUCAGUACAGCUAAAACAGAAAUAAAAUCAGAAUGCAGGGAUACGCAGAUCAUCAAUGACACGGAAUUUGUUCAGGAACCAGCAAAAGAGGAAACUGCCACUAAGCCAACCCCUGCCAAAGUCAAUAGGACAAAACAGAGAAAAAGCUUUUCCCGGAACAGAACGCACAUUGGACAGCAGCGACGAAGGCACAGAACCGUUAGCAUGUGUUCAGAUAUCCAGCCAUCCUCUCCUGAUGUGGAAGUUAUUUCACAGCACAAUGAACCUGAAAACGCCGUGCUUUCAGCUGAACCUGAAGCAGAGACACCAGUUGCUGAAAUAGUUCCUGAACCUGAAGCCCCAGCACUUAAUAAAUGCCCCACUAAAUACCCUAAAACAAAAAAGCACUUGGUGAGUGAGUGGUUAAGUGAGAAGAACGAGAAGCCAGGAAAACCGGUAGAAAGCCUCUCAGAGCAGCCCUUGCGCAUAACAACUGACCCAGAGGUCUUGGCUACCCAGCUGAAUUCUUUACCAGGGCUCACCUUCAGCCCACACGUAUACACCACUCCUAAGCACUAUAUCCGUUUCACAUCACCAUUCCUUUCUGAAAAACGGCGGAGAAAAGAACCGAUGGAAAGCAUUCUUGGCUCCUGUAAGAAGCGUUGGUUAAAGCAAGCUCUGGAAGAAGAAAACUCGGUUGUCGGUUUUUUUAUUUCCUCGCCUCAUGAAAGAUCUGGAAGUCCUGCAGUCAACGGUGAAAGUAGAAGUCCCUUAUUGCUGACUGACAGCUGCUGCUUGCCAGACCUCACAACACCACUAAAGAAGCGAAGGCUCUAUCAGCUGUUGGAGUCUGCCUAUUCAGAAACCUCAACUCCGACUCCUUCUCCAUACGCCACGCCAACCCAUGCUGAUCUCUCUGCCUCAGACCCAUUAUUGCUUGCUACUCCUCCUAGAAUAAAAGCAGAAGAUGAAACCUGUAGGAAUGGUUAUAAGCCUAUUUAUUCAGCUGUUACUUCGGUGAUUCCGUGCGUACAUGGAAACGCAGUGCACUUUGAGAAUAUUUCUUCACCUGAAAGUUCCCCAGAAGUUAAGAGGCGAACAUUUAAUCAAGAGGGAUACGAACAGUCGUCCUCAUCAAUGCUAGCACUCAAUCCUUUCAGAAAUUCCAGUCUUACAGAAAUGUGCCUGCAGGAGAUAAAGACAAUUGGGUAUUCUAGCCCACGGAGUCGGACCGAUGGCCCCCGGCAGUGCUCGGGAGAAAAGGAAACAGCCUCAGAGCUCCAGCUGGGACUUGAAGCAAUUGAGCAAAGCGCACCGCAUAAAACACUGGACACUCCCUGCCACCACAGGACUGAUGCAAACAGCCAACUGGAAACUGCUCAUUGUGGACGGGGAACGGUUUAUCCAACCUGGAUAAAAAGUCCCGACAGGACAGGUGUAAAUUUCUCUAUGAAUUCUAAUUUGAGGGACUUAACUCCUUCACACCAGUUAGAAGUAGGAGGUGGAUUCCGAAUAAAUGAGUCAAAGUGCCUGAUUCCAGAUGAUGCUAGAGGCAUGUUUGUGGAAACCCCAGUUUUUUGUACUUCUGAAGAUGGACUCACAGCUAGCUUUGGAAGGACUGCCAAUAAUGACAACAUGAUGGACGGAAAUUGCACACCCCAGAAUCCUCCACAAAAGAAAAAGGUGUCACUUCUAGAAUACCGUAAGAGGCAGCGAGAAGCCAGAAAAAGUGGCUCUAAGGCAGAGAGUUUUUCUCUUCUGAGCAUAUCCCCUCAUGCUGCUGGGGGAGGAAACAACAGUGCUGCUGCUGAUGGCUAUAACAGUAGUGAAAAUGGGGAGCAACUGGAGAGGGAACACACCGCUAGCCUCCCCUUGUCUUUGCCAGCCACUGAUUAUAGUGCCAUUUCUGAAGAAACUGAAAACUCUUCUUCCUUGAAAGAUGGUUCGGGUGAAAAGAGCGAUCCAGAGGUUCAGUGGACUGCUUCAACCUCAGUGGAGCAAGUGAGAGAACGAAGUUAUCAGCGAGCUUUGCUGCUUAGUGAUCACAGGAAAGACAAGGAUUCUGAAACUGAUGCUGAAAAUCCUGAGCCUACAAGUGAAUGUCCAUCCCCAGAUACACCUCUGAAGACGUGCAAGAGUCCUCUAAAACUGAGCAAGACUUCUUCACCAAAUCCUGUAAUUCCUGUUCAAUCACUUGGAAAAACACCCACAAAACAGGAUUCCCAGUGGGAGAGUGCAGGAGACACUCCAGGGCCUGAGAACACAACUCACCCCAAACCAGACCAGCAACAGAAACCGCUUUCCAACAAUGUUGAAGCACUUUCAAAAACCCAUCAGGCCCAGCCCCACCUGCGCAGCACAGCUGAUCAGCUCUCACAGAAGCUGCCUUCUGCACCACUGAAGCUACCUUGCCCCACUUCACCUCAUGUAGAAAAUCCUCCAAAGUCAUCUACCCCACUCACCCCUGUACAGCAUGGCUACCUGUCACCAAAGCCUCAUUCUCAGCAAUUAGGAUCACCAUACAGACCUCAUCAUCCUCAGUCUCCUCAAGUGGGAACACCUCAGAGAGACUCUCACAGAAGUUUUUAUGCUGCCACCCAAAACCUUCAGCCUAGUGCCCAGCAGCAGAGCACUGGAACAUUGUUUUCCCAGACGUCUUCAGUAUCUUACAAUCAGUUUCACCAACAAAAUUUGAACACGGCCGCCCCGCCUCCCCCUCCCCCUCCCCCCCCUUCCUCAACGUACUAUCAAAACCAGCAACCCCCCUCAGGAAACUUUCAGAAUUACAAUCAGUUAAAAAGUAGCAUCCCACCCCAACAAACUGUAUUUCCCUCUGGACCAAAUCAGGCCCUUGCUGGCACUACAUGUCAGCAGCCAGUUUCAGGGCACCAUGUAAACAGCGGGCAUUUUUUGCCAUCUCAAAACCCCAGUAUUCACCAUCAGACUCCCGUAGUUGGUGCGCCCCCGCCCCCGCCCCCACCCGCUGCUCCAGCACCACACCUCGUGCAGCAGCAGAGUACGCACCAGCAGCAUGCAGUGGCCCACGGGGUCAGUCCAGUGCACGCAGUUGCUGUGGCUGCCAGUUCACACAUCCAUUCUCAAGCUGCCAGUCAUCACCUGCCGCCGCCGCCACCGCCUCCUGGUCCCCUUCCUCACCACCUUCCUACUCAUCCCACAACAGGUCAUCAAGGUUUGCAAGCACAACACCAGCACGUAGUAAGUUCAGCGCCACCCCCGCCACCCCCACCGCCACCCUCCAGCGUGUUAAGCUCCAGUCAUCACACAGCAUCGGCACAAGGAUUGCAUCAUCCACCUCAUCAAGGGCCCUCCCUUUUUCCUUCGAGUGCUCAUUCAGCGGGGUCGACUUACCCAUCACAGCCUCCGCAUCACACACCUUUGGGAUCCGGACCUCAGCAUCAGCCGACUGGAACGGGACCUCACUGUCCACUCCCAGGCCAGGGUUCUCAUAUCCAGCCUCAAGGACCAACCAGUAUUCCAACCCCUACAGCUUCAGGGUUCUGUCCUCAUCCUGGCUCUGUUUCCCUUCCUCACGGUGUGCAAGGACCUCAGCAGGCAUCUCCGGUGCCUGGGCAAAUACCUAUUCACAGAGCACAGGUGCCGCCAACGUUUCAAAACAAUUAUCAUGGUUCAGGGUGGCAUUAAAAUGGACCCCUUGCUUCUAAACAUUUUAAAAAUGUUCUGUAAAAACUGUAUAUUUCAUAUGUACCUGUUCAAGGUACUUUUUAAAGCUUGUACAUUAUACUUUGUAUAAAAGCAAA
Messenger RNA from Candoia aspera, 6158 nucleotides. RefSeq names its product lysine methyltransferase 2E (inactive) (gene KMT2E). The record is from RefSeq and is a predicted model, not a curated record. The transcript has 27 exons. Bases 628 to 6042 code for a protein of 1804 amino acids. Gene Ontology annotation, cellular component: Set3 complex; Rpd3L-Expanded complex. Gene Ontology annotation, biological process: regulation of DNA-templated transcription. Lineage: Eukaryota; Metazoa; Chordata; Lepidosauria; Squamata; Candoiidae.